This is a messenger RNA of Eupeodes corollae, 1507 nucleotides long. RefSeq names its product segmentation protein even-skipped (gene eve). The record is from RefSeq and is a predicted model, not a curated record. Gene Ontology annotation, cellular component: nucleus. Gene Ontology annotation, biological process: regulation of transcription by RNA polymerase II. Gene Ontology annotation, molecular function: RNA polymerase II cis-regulatory region sequence-specific DNA binding; DNA-binding transcription factor activity, RNA polymerase II-specific. The coding region runs from base 220 to 1203 and encodes 327 amino acids. Lineage: Eukaryota; Metazoa; Arthropoda; Insecta; Diptera; Syrphidae. The transcript is spliced from 2 exons.
ACAAGUAGCAUCUUCUACUUUUUUCCUCCGUUAUUUUAGAAAAUAAAAAUAAACAAAAACUUACCUAUCUUUCCCUCAAUUUCAUAAUAAUCUACUUAAAAUUUGUUCCGAAAUUACCGUUGAAGGAUUUAAGUGAGACAAAAUAAAAUAAAACACACCGUUUUGGAUUAUUAAGUGAAUUUAAGUGCACAUUAACAAGAAAAAUUAAACCAACACAAAAUGCAAGGAUACAGAAAUUACGCCAUGGAACACCACCAAGCAGUCGACCAAAAACCAAUUGUCGUCGAUUUAAUGCCGUCGCAAUAUACAAAACCGCAAACUCCACCACCGUCGCCAAAUGAAUGCUCAAGCCCUGAUCCACCAAUGUCAAAUGGCAAUCAAAUUCCUGCCGAUCCAUCAGUGCGUCGUUAUAGGACCGCUUUUACCAGAGAUCAAUUAGCCCGUUUGGAAAAGGAAUUCUACAAAGAAAACUAUGUUUCGCGUCCCCGUCGGUGCGAACUUGCCGCUCAAUUGAAUUUGCCCGAGUCAACAAUCAAAGUGUGGUUCCAGAACCGCCGCAUGAAGGACAAGCGUCAACGCAUCGCCGUUGCAUGGCCCUACGCUGCAGUCUACUCAGAUCCCGCUUUCGCUGCCAGUAUCCUCCAAGCCGCCGCCAAUAGCGUUGGAAUGCCCUAUGCCUACCAGCCAAACCCGAUGCUCGCUCCUGCAAUGCAACCACAAAUGGCCGCCGCCUCAGCGUACUCCGGCUACCGUUACACACCGUACCACAUCCCACCGCGUGCCGCACCAAUGCAAAUGCCACCCACCGCACAGCCUUUGGCCUACCCAACCAUGUUGGGAGCGAUUCCACAAGGCUACACCCAACUGACGAUUCCCAAGCCACAUACACCACCUCACGACAUGCAAUCAUCAUCAUCGCCCCACUCAACACUCUCACUCAGUCCCGCCGGCUCAGACCACACCAAAGUCUUCGACCGCAGCCUGAGUCCCAUCCGCCAGCAAUCUGUCAAUCACCACCAUCAGCACAACCAGCAACAACUUCCUGUCACACCAAACCGCCUGUCACAUCAUGACACAUCUGCCUACUCUCCAAACAGUGGUCUCCUAAUGGCUGCCCAUCAACAACCCGGCUCUCCACCACAAACCCACAUUAGCGAAUCGAACAAACCUAAACUCUUCAAGCCCUACAAAACCGAGGCAUAGAAUUUCAAAUCCCAGACAAAUCUCAAAGCCGCCAAAGAAGAUGCUCCGUUUUGAUGCGACGCAGAAGAAAAAGAAGAGAAAAACGUUUUAGUUUUGUUUCUAUUUCAAUUUUUUGAAGAACAACAAAAAUAAUUGUGAUUAAGGUGCUAAUAGCCGAUUUGGUCCCACCACAGGCCAAACGAAAUGAUUGUAAAUAACUUUUUGUAAUUUUCUCUACACUUAAUUUGUAGAUUGUUAUUAUUUAUUUAAGUUUUUAUUUGUAAUAAUUUAAUUUUAUACUUAAAUCUAGAAUUUUUAAGUUUUC